Ciona intestinalis (vase tunicate) is the source of this 1922-nucleotide messenger RNA. The record is from RefSeq and is a predicted model, not a curated record. Lineage: Eukaryota; Metazoa; Chordata; Ascidiacea; Phlebobranchia; Cionidae.
ACAGAAUAUUUACUUUUUGUUUAAAUCGUAUAAACUUAUUUUGAAUAUUUUUAUCAUUAGUAAAGUCUGUUUAAAGUAUAAUUGCAUAAUGGCGCGCAAGAAACGAUCUUUAAAUAAGGAAGACACCUCCGACUUCGAAACCCCUCGAACUUUGAUUCAACAAGUAAUAUCGCACGGUGACAAUGAAAAAACUAUUCAAAGAGAACGUAGAAAAACUAGAAAAUCCAAACUACUGACAAUUGAACAGCCAGAUACAUUACAAAGCGGCACCGACGAUAACGCCCAGGAAAAUGACAAAACCACGGUAGCUGUUGAGACAAGUUUGGUAACCCCCCGUACAGCGUUGCACGCAGUUAUUAAAACACAUGAUGUCAUCAAUACUGUUAAACCAAGUAACCGACACAAGAAACUAACAGAAUCCCUCGUACAAAUACCUGAUAGUGAGCUCCAGGAGUUGGUUGACCAAGAAUCCUCUAAACAACUUGAACCACCGCAAAGACAUGAAAACGAACAAAAUCCAGACACCUCAAUAAACGAAUAUCGAAGAAAAUUAAACGAAAAAUUAAGGAAAUUGAAGUUACAUACCCGAGAAAAUACCUCCAUUCAAUUAGAACCAAACAUAGAACUUCCUACAUUGCCAACAUUCCAUUCAACACAACUACAAAACGAUUCAUCUGAAUAUAUUGAAACAUUUUCACAAAAACUGAAAGAAAAACUUCUUCCAUUCAAAACUCAACUUUCACAGAUCGAAAAAUCACACCAAGACGAAGUUAUCUUUGAAAAUGAAAACGAGGAAAAUGAUAAUCAACAUAGCGAUCAACUUGUUGAAAAUAUUUCUAAAGAAAAGGGAAACCACGAUAGCAUAGAAGUUUUCAUGGAAAAGGAAAAUAAUGAAAAGUUUGAAAAUGCAGCAGAUCAAUCUGUGGAAAAUGUGUCUCAAGAAAUGAAAAGCCAAGUUGAUGGAUUGGUUAAAAAUGUUGACCAUCAACAAAGUAACAUUGGGGGUGUGGAGGAUGCAAACAUGGAGGAACAAGUUAUCGUGGCGACAAACAAUCAUGACGAAGACUUCAAUGCUGAUGGCCAAGCAUCGGGUAACGAUAAAGAUGACAACCAAGUUGAUCAAGACGACAAUGAAGCAAAUUGGCAAGAUGUUGUCCCGCCAUCUUCACCAUCCGACGAAGACAUGGAAGAUCCGCUUCUUGUCAGGUCUUUCCAUGAGGAUAAUUUGGGUGAUAAACCUAUUCAAGAUGCAACAAAGGUUCUUAUGACAUCACAAUCACUUAAUAAAAGCAAACAAACAAAGUCUUCUGUCAAGAAAAAGAGACCGGUGCCAAAUAUGACGAGAUUGGUCACCGCUGGCCAAACAUCCUUUCAUAAGAAUAAGAAACCAACGAAGCGGAACUUACCUGUUUCAAGAAAACAACUUUAUGGGAUCAUGCAACAUUAUUGUGCCAAUAAAGUUACCAAAGGAGCAAUGGAUUUAGUUGAAGAAUGUUUCGAGAAGUUCUUCAAACAGUUAUGUCAUGACAUUGAAACAAUGACGUUACACGGCGGUAGAAAGGUUGUCACGAUGGCCGACAUUGAACUUGUUAUGAGAAGGCAACGAUUUGUAACCGAUGAAAAGCCGUUACAAAUAAUAAUUGAAGAAAAUUUCCCGUUGGAAUACCGAAGAUUGUUUAUUCCUGUGGCUGGUUCUGUUGCUAACAAGGAGAAAUGAAACUUUAUAUUUCUGUAUCAGCACUGUCAUGUUAUUGUACAUUCACUUUGACUUUGAUUUAUUUCAUUCACAACACGGACAUUACUUGUUUAAUUGUCAAAGUGAGAGAAAUAUGAAAAAGGCAGGAGAGAAGAAAUGUCUGUUCAAAUAUUUGUUUAAUUGCACUUUGCUAUUAUUGCUAACGCUGCUCAAUUUUGUUUUUUCA